Ornithodoros turicata is the source of this 710-nucleotide messenger RNA. RefSeq names its product small ribosomal subunit protein bS18m-like (gene mRpS18C). NCBI's taxonomy places the organism in Eukaryota, Metazoa, Arthropoda, Arachnida, Ixodida, Argasidae. Gene Ontology annotation, molecular function: small ribosomal subunit rRNA binding; structural constituent of ribosome. The transcript is spliced from 5 exons. Gene Ontology annotation, biological process: mitochondrial translation. The record is from RefSeq and is a predicted model, not a curated record. Gene Ontology annotation, cellular component: ribosome; mitochondrial small ribosomal subunit. The coding region runs from base 249 to 653 and encodes 134 amino acids.
ACAGUAUCCAUAUCCAUCCAACCUCACUUUAGUCCGCAAAGGAACUCGCGAGUUUCGGCGUUUCGGCUCCUUGGUUGUAGUCUUUGGCCGGACGCGUUUCCUGUGGUGGAAUCUAGAAUAACUAACUUUUGCUAUCUUUUCUCGUGGUAGUGGAGUGCAACCGGACUAGAGCACGAGAAGAGGAUCUCAUUAAACAGCCUCUCACCCUGCUUGGCGGCUAAUUGUCUUUGCACACACUGCACGUUAAAAUGCUCGCAGCUUUCAUGACUCGUUUGAUUCCAGCUGCUCGAAAUCGCGUUUACAGCACAUCUGCAAAGGCAGCACAGGAGGACAUGCUGGACGAGGACAUGCCCGAGUUUGAUAUGCAGAAUCCUUAUACGAAGGAGAAGAAGAAAUGCAUUUUGUGCAAGUUGAAUGUCAAAGUUGAUUACAAGAACCUGAAGCUCUUGAGCCAAUUUGUGUCUCCGUACACGGGCCUGUUGUACCCGAAACACAUCACUGGACUUUGCGAGCAGCAGCAAUUGAACGUCACACGAGCAGUGCUCACGGCUAAACGCGUCGGAAUGAUACCGAACUACCACAAGAUACCGGAAUAUCUCCGGGAUCCUCGACUCUUCGACCCAUUCCGUCCGAGCCGGCCAAACCCACACUAAUAGCCGUAUGUAAAAAUUGUAUCGAAAGUCACAAUAAAAAGGUACCUUGGUAGCAUA